CCAGAUGUACGGUACAGUACGGUGAAUAGGUUUUAGAUAAAAAUUUAGUUGUUGACAAACAAACCGUCAUUUCUUUUAUUUGUCAGUAUGAUUUCAUCUGACAGUACUGACGCUGAAAAGAUGGAAGAACAUACAAGAGUAGCACUGGGACUAAAAGCAGAGAACGAACGACCAGUUCCAUUAAAAUCAAUUAAGGUGAAUGUACACAUAAUUGGUUAUGUUGCUGAAGUUUCGUCAAGACUGACAUAUUUCAAUGCAGAGGAAACACCAGUUGAGGCAGUGUUUACAUUCCCAGUCGAUGAUGGAAGUGCAGUUUUCCAGUUUGAAGCUGAUAUUGAUGGACGUCACAUAGUGGCUGAAAUUCAAGAGAAAGAGCAGGCAAAACUAACAUAUCAAGAUGCAGUUGAUCACGGGAAAACAGCCAUGUUGUUAAAGGAAGACAACUCUGCUGGAGAUAUCUUCAGUUGCAUGCUGGGAAAUCUUCCUCCUCAGAGUGAGGCUUCACUUGUGAUGAAAUAUGUGAUUGAACUGCCACAGGAGGCAGAUGGUCAACUGAGGUUUACACUUCCCACUGUACUUAAUCCAAGAUACUCACCAGAUGUUGGUGGACUGACAGCUGCCGAGGGCGCCACCUAUGUCCCACCAUCCAAAGUUCCAUAUGAAUUUAGUAUGACCGCCACAGUGGAGGGAUACCAUAAAGUUACCUCUGUGACGUCAGAUAGAGUGAAGCUUGAUGUAAAGUAUGAAGAUAAUAAUAAGGUAGCAAAGGUGAGCAUAGGUGACGAUUUUAAAUUUGACCUCGACAUUCAAUUCCUUGUACAGUAUGAAGUUCCCUAUGCACCACAGGUUGUACUAGAAGAUGGCAAUACUGAAGCUGAGGGAUUAUUGAAAGAGGAUAUAUUGAUGGUCAGUUUCCAUCCAGAUUUGAAAGAGGUUGCAAUGGCAACCAAUGGAGAAUAUAUCUUUGUCAUUGAUAGAUCAGGCAGCAUGAUGGGAGACCAGAUAGAGAAUGCUAAAGAGGCCCUUCUUCUGUUUCUGAAGAGUUUACCACCAGACUGUUACUUUAACAUCAUCAGUUUUGGUUCAAGUUUCAGUUCCCUCUUCUCAGGAAGCAGCAAGAAAUAUGCAGAGGAUAGUUUAAAUGAAGCCAUCAAGUUACAGGAGAAAAUGUCGGCAGACAUGGGUGGAACAGAGAUUCUAAAACCUUUAGAAAGUGUGUUCAAAAAGAAACUGUUACCAGAGCAUCCAAGAAGGGUGUUUGUACUAACAGAUGGUGGUGUAAGCAACACAGAUAAAGUGAUUGGAUUGGUCAGAAAACAGUCGCAGAACACAAGUACAAGGGUUUUCACACUUGGUAUUGGUCACGGUGUUUCCACUGCUCUAGUGAAAGGUAUGGCAAAUAAUGGUGGAGGCAAGGCAGAAUUUAUUGCUGGCCAGGAUCGUAUACAGCCAAAGGUCAUAUCAUUACUGAAGUGUGCAAUGCAGCCAGCUAUAACAGAUAUUACCAUCAGCUGGGAUCUACCCCCUGAUGUGACCCCUGUUUCCAUUCCUACGGAACCUCCAACAAUAAUAUCUGCUGGUGAAAGAAUGGCUUUGUAUGCUAUCUUGCAGGGAGUUGAUAAACAUACUGUCUAUGCACCGAGUACAGUGACCUUGAAAGGUCAGCAGGAUAGAAAACCUGUAUCAUACAGUAUGACCUUCACCAUAUGUGAAACAGAUGAUAUAAGUACAUCUGCACCAGUUCAUCGCUUAGCAACCAAAGUCCAGAUUAAGCUUCUUCAAGACCAGGAGUCUGCAUCUUUAGCUUUAGAUGAUGACUAUAGGUUCCAGGAGGAAUGUGAAAAUAUCCAGACACUGCGGGAAAAAAUCAUUAAUAUUAGUUGUCAGGGCAACAUUAUAUCAAAAUACACAUCAUUUGUUGCCAUAGAUACGGAGGGAAAGAGAGUUGAGGGUAAAUCUGUCCAGCGAUCUUGUCCAGUGCCUACUUUGUCAAAAGAUUAUAAAAAGGGUAUUGAUGAGUGCAGCUUGAAAAUGUGUGGCUUGUUUGAGAGUGACCUGGUACAGUACAAUUUGGUGUCAUGUGGUUUGGAUGCAGUAGAUUCUGCAGCAAUGCAUCUUACAAGUAGCAAGAGAAAAAAGAAAAAGGGUGGUAUUCUUGGCUGUGGUCCAUCACUUUCUGCAUUGUUUUCAAAGAAGUCUAGAAAAAGGAAAAGUUCAGCACCAAAAUUAAAACCAAAGUCAGUUGAUGCUGAAGAUUGUGCAGAUGGUGCUGUCCUGAAUCCUGAGAUAUUGGAUGAAGCUGAUGCAGUUGACAGUGCAGAUGUUAAUAAGUCAGUUGAAGACGGAGGUAGUGAUCUUGUAAAAGACAGUGCUGUUGAUAGUACAGAUGUGAAGAUGUCAGUUGAAGACAGUGGUAGUGAUCGUGUAAAAGACGAUGCUGUUGAUAGUGUGGAUGUUAAGGUGUCAGUUGAAGACAGCAGCAGUGAUCGUUUAAAAGAUGAUGCAAAAAGUUCAAUAAGAAAAAGAAGUACUAGCAGUCAAGGAAGUGCUUCUGGUUCAAGUAAACAGAAAGAUGAUCAGAUGAUGGCAGUUAUAUCUCUACAACAGUUACGAGGACAGUGGAAUGUGUCAGAUAAAUUACUACAAUUGCUGGGUAUUGCAAAAGAAGACAUAGAGAAGUUAGACUUUACAAAGGACCAGAGUGUUGUAUGUACAGUGAUUGUACUGUGCUGGUUAAGGAAACAGUUUUCACACAGACAAGAGGAAUGGCAGAUGAUAGAAACUAAAGCCUUGGCUUGGAUCUCGUCACAGAACCUUAACACACCAACAGAGGACCUGAUUAAACAGACAACACAGGCUUUCUGGCCGAAAUGAAGUUAUGUUGAAAGAAAACCACAAAUUUGACACUUAUUACCAGCAGUAAUACUUUUAAAGUGGUACUAUUCAAAAUUUAUGUCAUUUUCAUAAGUAUGAAGAACAUACUUUCAUUCCUGUAGUUUUAAAAAACAGAAAAAUGCUUAGGCAUGUGCUACAGUUACAGGUAGUGGCUUUUCAUCAAACAUUAUUAUAGGGUGUAAUAUAUGUACAAAUGCUGUCAACAGAAUUUGUUAUAAUACCUAUAAAAAUUUGAUUUCAAAUAGAACUAAGCUGAACAUAGUAGCAUAGUCUUAAAAUAUCAAGUUUGGUAAUUAUGUCUCCCACCACACAGUGGUGUGGGAGACAUAUUGAUUUACUCCAGUCUGUGUGUGUCUGUGUGUCUGUCUGUCACAAAGCUUGUCCGCUCUCUAAGUCGAACAUUUCUCAUCCGAUUUUCACCAAACUUGAACAAAAUGUGUUUGACCAUGAGAUCUCGGCCAAGUUCGAUAACUAGCCAAAUCGCUUCAGGCCCUUUGGAGUUGUGGCCCUUGAAUUACCAAAAAUCUGCCUUUUUACUCUUGUCCGCGCUCUAAUUCAAACAUUUCUCAUCCAAUCCUCACCAAACUUAAACAAAAUGUGUUUGACCAUAAGACCUCGGCCAAGUUUGAUAACUAGCCAAAUCGGUCCAGGCAUUUUGGAGUUAGGGCCCUUGAAUUAUCGAAAAAUCUGCCUUUUUACUCUUAUCCGCACCCCAAGUCGAACAUUUCUCAUCCGAUCUUCACCAAACUUGAGCAAAAUGUGUUUGACCAUGAGACCUUGGCAAAGUUCGAUCACUAGCGAAAUCGGUUUAGGCAUUUUGGAGUUACGGCCCUUGAAUUACUGAAAAAUCUGCCUUUUUACUCUUGUCCGCUCUCUAAGUCGAACAUUUCUCAUCCUAUCUUCACCAAACUUGAAAAAAAUGUUUGGCCAUAAGACCUUAGCCAAGUUCGAUAACUAGCCAAAUCCGCCCAGGCUUUUUUGAUUUAUGGCCCUUGAAUUACUGAUUGGUUCCACUCGUCCAGACCAUCUAAUUGGAUCCACUCAUCUAAGCCAUCUAGAGACACUAAACGUUUUUCAUAGGGGCAGUUGUGGGAGACAUGCGCUUUUCUCAAAAGCAUCUCUAGUAUUGAUUUAUGACUUUGGGUAUUUUAUGGAUGUGUGUAUGUCUUAAAUUUUUUCAUGUAGUGCCAAGCCUCUUGAGGAUUACAGUGAAAUGUUUAUCUGGAGUGGUGCCACAUUAAGAUUUUUAUGAAAUAUUCAUCUAAAGGUCUGUCCCUUUAAAAUAACAAUAAAAUGUUCAUCUGGAGGUCUAUCACUUUAAAAUGACAAAACAAAACAAUAUUCACACACAGGGGUUGCUCCAUUAAAACAACAAUAAAGGAUUCAUCCUUUAAAAGAACAAUGGAGUAUUCAUCUGAAGGGGUGCUCCUUUUUUUAUUAAUGGAGUAUUCAUCCAGAGGGGUGCUCCUAUUUUGAUUAAUGGAAUAUUCAUCCAGAGGGGUGCUCCUUUUUUGAACGAUGGAAUAUUCAUCCGAAGGGGUGCUCCUUUUUUGAACAAUGGAAUAUUCAUCUGGAGGGAUGCUCCUUUUUUGAAUAAUGGAAUAUUCAUCCAGAGGGGUGCUUCUUUUUAGCUCACCUGUCACAAAGUGACAAGGUGAGCUUUUGUGAUCGCGCGGCGUCCGUCGUCCGUCCCUCCGUCCGUGUGUGCGUGCGUGCGUGCGUCCGUAAACUUUUGCUUGUGACCACUCUAGAGGUCACAUUUUUCAUGGGAUCUUUAUGAAAGUUGGUCAGAAUGUUCACCUUGAUGAUAUCUAGGUCAAGUUCGAAACUGGGUCACGUGCCAUCAAAAACUAGGUCAGUAGGUCUAAAAAUAGAAAAACCUUGUGACCUCUCUAGAGGCCAUAUAUUUCAAAAGAUCUUCAUGAAAAUUGGUCAGAAUGUUCACCUUGAUGAUAUCUAGGUCAAGUUCGAAACUGGGUCACGUGGGGUCAAAAACUAGGUCAGUAGGUCUAAAAAUAGAAAAACCUUGUGACCUCUCUAGAGGCCAUAUUUUUCAUGAGAUCUUCAUGAAUAUUGGUCAGAAUGUUCACCUUGAUGAUAUCUAGGUCAAGUUCGAAACUGGGUCACCUGGGGUCAAAAACUAGGUCAUUAAGUCUAAAAAUAGAAAAACCUUUUGACCUCUCUAGAGGCCAUAUUUCUCAAUGGAUCUUCAUGAAAAUUGGUCAGAAUGUUCACCUUGAUGAUAUCUAGGUCAAGUUCGAAACUGGGUCACAUGGGGGUAAAAACUAGGUCAGUAGAUCUAAAAAUAGAAAAACCUUGUGACCUCUCUAGAGGCCAUAUUUUUCAUGAGAUCUUCAUGAAUAUUGGUCAGAAUGUUCACCUUGAUGAUAUCUAGGUCAAGAACAAUACUGGGUCAUGUUGGAUCAAAAACUAGGUCAGUAGGUCUAAAAAUAGAAAAACCUUUUGACCUCUCUAGAGGCCAUAUUUCUCAAUGGAUCUUCAUGAAAAUUGGUCAGAAUGUUCACCUUGAUGAUAUCUAGGUCAAGUCGAAACUGUGUCACGUGCCAUCAAAAACUAGGUCAGUAGGUCUAAAAAUAGAAAAACCUUGUGACCUCUCUAGAGGCCAUAUAUUUCACAAGAUCUUCAUGAAAAUUGGUCAGAAUGUUCACCUUGAUGAUAUCUAGGUCAAGUUCGAAACUGGGUCACGUGGGGUAAAAAACUAGGUCAGUAGGUCUAAAAAUAGAAAAACCUUGUGACCUCUCUAGAGGCCAUAUUUUUCAUGAGAUCUUCAUGAAUAUUGGUCAAAAUGUUCACCUUGAUGAUAUCUAGGUCAAGUUCGAAACUGGGUCACGUGGGGUCAAAAACUAGGUCAUUAAGUCUAAAAAUAGAAAAACCUUUUGACCUCUCUAGAGGCCAUAUUUCUCAAUGGAUCUUCAUGAAAAUUGGUCAGAAUGUUCACCUUGAUGAUAUCUAGGUCAAGUUCGAAACUGGGUCACAUGGGGGUAAAGACUAGGUCAGUAGAUCUAAAAAUAGAAAAACCUUGUGACCUCUCUAGAGGCCAUAUUUUUCAUGAGAUCUUCAUGAAUAUUGGUCAGAAUGUUCACCUUGAUGAUAUCUAGGUCAGGAAUGAUACUGGGUUACGUGCCAUCAAAAACUAGGUCAGUAGGUCUAAAAAUAGAAAAACCUUGUGACCUCUCUAGAGGCCAUAUUUCUCAAUGGAUCCUUAUGAAAAUUGGUCAGAAUGUUCACCUUGAUGAUAUGUAGGUCAAGUUCGAAACUGGGUCACGUGAGGUCAAAAACUAGGUCAGUAGGUCUAAAAAUAGAAAAACCUUGUGACCUCUCUAGAGGCCAUAUUUUUCAAUGGAUCUUCAGGACAAUUAGUCAGAGUGUUUACCUUGAUGAUAUCUAGAUCAAGUUUGAAACUGGGUCACGUGGGGUUAAAAACUAGGUCAGUAGAUCUAAAAAUAGAAAAACCUUGUGACCUCUCUAGAGGCCAUAUUUUUCAUGAGAUCUUCAUGAAUAUUGGUCAGAAUGUUCACCUUGAUGAUAUCUAGGUCAGGUUCGAAACUGGGUCACGUGGGGUCAAAAACUAGGUCAGUAGGUCUAAAAAUAGAAAAACCUUGUGACUUCUCUAGAGGCCAUAUUUCUCAAUGGAUCUUCAUGAAAACUGGUGAGAAUGUUCAGCUUGAUGAUAUCUAGGUCAGGUUCAUAACUGGGUCACGUGCGGUCAAAAACUAGGUCAGUAGGUCGAAAAAUAGAAAAACCUUGUGACCUCUCUAGAGGCCAUAUUUUUCACAAGAUCUUCAUGAAAAUUGGUGAGAAUGUUCACCUUGAUGAUAUCUAGGUCAAGUUUAAAGGUUGGUCACGUGCCUUCAAAAACUAGGUCAUUAGGUCAAAUAGUAGAAAAAGCUUGUGAACUCUCUAGAGGCCAUAUUUUUCAAUGGAUCUUCAUGAAAAUUGGUCAGAAUUUUUUAUCUUGAUGAUAUCUAGGUCACAUGUGCUCAAAAACUAGGUCACUAUGUUAAAUAAUAGAAAUAACGACGUCAUACUCAGUUCAACACUUGGUCAUGUGGGGAUAGGUGAGCGAUUCAGGACCAUGAUGGUCCUCUUGUUUUGAACAAUGGAAUAUUCAUCUGGAGGGGUGCUCCUUUUUUGAACGAUGGAAUAUUCAUCCGAAGGGGUGCUCCUUUUUUAUGCCCGCGAAGGGAGGCAUAUAGUUUUUGAACCGUCUGUCGGUCUGUCAGCAAUUUUCGUGUCCGGUCCAUAUCUUUGUCAUUCAUGGAUGGAUUUUCAAAUAACUUGGCAUGAAUGUGUACCACAGUAAGAUGACGUGUCACGCGCAAGACCCAGGUCCGUAGCUCAAAGGUCAAGGUCACAGACGUUAAAGGGCAUAUUUCAUGAUAGUGCAAUGAUGGGCAUGUCCGGUCAAUAUUUUUGUCAUUCAUGCAUGGAUUUUAAAAUAACUACGCAUAAAUGUGUGGCACAGUAAGACGACGUGUCGCGCGCAAGACCUAGGUCCGUAGGUCAAAGGUCCUAAACUCUAACAUCGGCCAUAACUAUUCAUUCAAAGUGCCAUUGGGGGCAUGUGUCAUCCUAUGGAGACAGCUCUUGUUGAACAGUGAAAUAUUCAUCUGGAGGGGUGCUCCUUUUUUGAACAAUGGAAUAUUCAUCUGGAGGGGUGCUCCUUUUUUGAACAAUGGAGUAUUCAUCCGGAGGGGUGCUCCUUUUUUUGAACAAUGGAAUAUUCAUCCGGAGGGGUACUCCUUUUUUUGAACAAUGGAAUAUUCAUCCGGAGUGGUACUCCUUUUUUUGAACAAUGGAGUAUUCAUCCGAAGGGGUGCUCCUUUUUUGAACAAUGGAAUAUUCAUCCGGAGGGGUGCUCCUUUUUUGAACAAUGAAAUAUUCAUCCGAAGGGGUGCUCCUUUUUUGAACAGUGAAAUAUUCAUCCGGAGGGGUGCUCCUUUUUUGAACAAUGGAGUAUUCAUCCAGAUGGGUGCUCCUUUAAUAGAACAGUAAAAUGCUCACAUGGAGGAGGGCUCCUUUAAAAGAAUCUGAAGAGGUUCUCCUUUAAAAGAACAAUAAACAUAAGUAAGGAGUCAUAUUCAUAAGAAGUGAAAAUUGCUGAAAAUUACGGUUUUUGCAAUAUUUAGUGCAUGAUAAUAAUUAUAAAGGUAUGAAAUAUAUUUAGCUCACCUGUCACAAAGUGACAAGGUGAGCUUUUGUGAUCGCGCGGUGUCCGUCGUCCGUGCGUCCGUAAACUUUUGCUUGUGACCACUCUAGAGGUCACAUUUUUCAUGGGAUCUUUAUGAAAGUUGGUCAGAAUGUUCAUCUUGAUAAUAUCUAGGUCAAGUUCGAAACUGGGUCACGUGCCAUCAAAAACUAGGUCAGUAGGUCUAAAAAUAGAAAAACCUUGUGACCUCUCUAGAGGCCAUAUAUUUCACAAGAUCUUCAUGAAAAUUGGUCAGAAUGUUCACCUUGAUGAUAUCUAGGUCAAGUUCGAAACUGGGUUACGUGCCAUCAAAAACUAGGUCAGUAGGUCUAAAAAUAGAAAAACCUUGUGACCUCUCUAGAGGCCAUAUUUUUCAUGGGAUCUGUAUGAAAGUUGGUCUGAAUGUUCAUCUUGAUGAUAUCUGGAUCAGUUUCGAAAGUGGGUCACAUGCCAUCAAAAACUAGGUCAGUAGGUCAAAUAAUAGAAAAACCUUGUGACCUCUCUAAAGGCCAUAUUUUUCAUGGGAUCUGUAUGAAAGUUGUUCUGAAUGUUCAUCUUGAUGAUAUCUAGGUCAAGUUUGAAACAGGGUCUUCUGCGGUCAAAAAGUAGGUCAGUAGGUCUAAAAAUAGAAAAACCUUGUGACCUCUCUAGAGGCCAUACUUGUGAAUGGAUCUCCAUAAAAAUUGGUCAGAAUGUUCACCAUGUUGAUAUCUAGGACAAGUUUGAAACUGGGCCACGUGCCUUAAAAAACUAGGUCAGUAGAUCAGAUAAUAAAAAAAACCUUGUGACCUCUCUAGAGGCCAUACUUUUCAUGGGAUCUUUAUAAAGGUUGGUCUGAAUGUUCAUCUUGAUGAUAUCUAGGUCAAGUUUGAAACUGGGUCAAUUGCGGUCAAAAACUAGGUCAGUAGGUCUUAAAUUAUUAAAAUCUUUUGACCUCUCUAAAGGCCAUAUUUUUCAAUGGAUCUUCAUGAAAAUUGAUCUGAAUGUUCACCUUGAUGAUAUCUAGGUCAGUUUCGAAACUGGGUCACGUGCGGUCAAAAACUAGGCCAGUAGGUAUAAAAAUAGAAAAACCUUGUGACCUCUCUAGAGGCCAUAUUUUUCAUGAGAUCUUGAUGAAAAUUAGUGAGAAUGUUCACCUUGAUGAUAUCUAGGUAAAAUUAAAAACAGGGUCAUGUACCUUCCAAAACUAGGUCAAUAGGUCAAAUAAUAGAAAAACCUUGUGACCUCUCGAGAGACCAUAUUUUUCAAUGGAUCUUCUUGAAAAUUGGUCAGAAUUUUUAUCUUGAUAAUAUCUAGGUCAAGUUCAAAACUGGGUCACAUGAGCUCAAAAACUAGGUCACUAUGUCAAAUAAUAGAAAAAACGACGUCAUACUCAAAACUUGGUCAUGUGGGAAGAGGUGAGCGAUUCAGGACCAUCAUGGUCCUCUUGUUUAAAAAUUACAACAUAUAAACUUUGUAAAUAUAUAGAGGAUAUUUGUUUGUUUUGAGUUAAUAUGGAAUAUAUCUCACUGAGAAGUGAGAAAAUGUGAAAAUUUUCUCACUUCGAUGAAUAUUCUCGAAAAACAAACAAAUUUUCUUUUUAUUUUAUGCUCAGUUACGUUGAGAUUUGCAUUUUGCAACUGAUUUAAUCUCAGUGCGGGAAACAGACGCGUGUAAACAGACAUGACGUCAGACGUGCUGUGACGUUAUAAAGACGCAUGCAACAUAAAGUUCCAUUUUGUUUUAUUUUUUGCUGCAUAACGGUAUGAAAUUCUCUUUAAGUAAAAUAAUUUGAAUCGAGAAAUAUACUUUAAAGAACAAAGUGCGACUACAAUUUUCAUCCUGUUUUAAGCAAAUAAUUUAAAAUUCAUACACAAUGUAAUGAGGGGGCGGAGCUAUAUCUCUCACAGUGUGAAAAUAUAGAUUUCAUAUUUUCAGUGUGUGUGAUGAGAUAUGGAAAUAUUUAACUGAUAGAAUACAGUAUUUCAUUAGUUAGCAUAAAAUAAAUAUUUUUACAAUAUAUCCAGUAUACUGGUAUUUGAAAUUAUUGCUACUGUAUAUUAUGAAAAAUAGUUAUUUUUAUUAAUUGUCUGUUGUAUUAAUAACUUAUAUUUUUACACAAACUCUCCUGUAUUUUCUUACAAAAUGGUCUCUACUCUAAAGAUAUGGUUAUACUUUUGAAAAUUAAAAAAAAAACAUGAUCUCAUAAUUAAAGUUAUCCACUGGCUAUUUUUCACUUAAAUAUUUUAUAUUUAGAUAUUUACAUAUUUACAUCAGAAAAUCCUCACCAAAUACAUUUAACUUUACUAAAUGUACAAAUUAAAUGUGCAUGUAGAGCUAAAUUUAUAAUUUAAAGUCAUGCAGUAACAGUCGAUUGUUAAAAAAACUUCCAGUUUUUCAGUGGUAGUACACAUUUAUACUGUGCUCAAUUAUACAUGUACGAGGGUUGAUCCAAAAGUAAUGACACUGCGUCUAUGGUGCGCUUAUUCAUCUGAGUAUAACAAUAAAAUUACAUCAAAAUGUACACAAAUUCAAUUCUGAUAAUAUGGCAAAAUAUUUAUUUCCGGCGUUUUUUUCGUUUAGAAUGCACAUGAAUUCAAGAAAUACCACUGACGCUAUGUCGCCGCACGCUAAAAUAUUAUUGGUUCAUUAAUAAAACUGUCAAAUGCAGCCACUGAUCUUUAUCAAAAUAACGCGCUGAAUCAUAUGAAAUUUUUACAACGUGACAUCACGUAUCUCCGCCGUUUGCUGUUGAAAUUUUAUUGACGUCAUGGCUCGUUGAAAAUAUCUAUGCAGUGUUAACGCUUGUUUAUGCUGAGAUCAAGUAUGUCGAUUUCUGACAAAACACCACAGCGCGCUGUUCUGCGUUUUUGUUUUAAGUUAGGAAAAUCACUGUUAGAGGCCAUGCAGACGAUAUAUAACAUAUAUGGACCAAAACAGUGAACAAGAGACUAGUAUACAGGUGGUAUGAGCGUUUCAGGGACGGUGUCGCCAGAGAACCUUAAGACCUGUGAUUUUGGCACCGUUUGAUUUUGCGCUUUUCCUCAUCUGAAAGAUAAACUCCAAGGGGUCCAUUUUCAGGACUUUGAUAAUUUGAAAAUAUAUGUAAAAAUGUAUUUGCAUCUCUUUCAAAGGACUGUUAUGUUGCUGCUUUCUGUAAAUGAGUGAACAGACAUGAGCGCUGUAUAGAAACUCUAGGACAAUACUUUGAAAAGGAAUGAAUAUUGAUAGCAGUCGGUACGAAACGUCGUCUCGGACGUCAGUAACGCCAGUGACGUGCAGCGAUCGCUGCAAGUUUGCCUUCCCUAUAUGUCGAUAUCGUUAAAACUAUGCAACAUAUCUUAUUGAUAUUUUUUAGACAAUAUUGCAAAUAGAUAAAGGUACUUCCAUAUGCAUUUUUGUUUAUUUCCUUUCAUUAUACACGCUUUUACAGCUACAGUGACAUUACUUUUGGAUCAACCCUCUUACAUGUGUACAGUGUGUACUAUUUUUAACCAGAGAACUAUAAAAUUUAUUUUUAUAGCUCUUUGUUUUAACCUAAUGCACACAUAAACUUGUUUAAUUUUAUGUUUACAAAAACUAUAUGUAGUAUUUGUUAAUGUUUUCAAAAUACAAAAUUUGAGUAUACCUUUAAGUUUAAAAUAGCGCCUGUCUUAAAUGAAUUGUGUAUACUCAAAGGUACCUGGCUAGGCAUGUUUGCAUUGGGAAUUAAAACAAGUGGUCUUCAGAGGCAGGUGGUUGUUACUUUAACUUUAUACCAUUUAUAUUAAUUUUAUCAAUGUUAAUGGGAAACUAAGAAGUUGUUUUGUAGUAGCUUAAAUAUCUGUUGAAGGACUGUUGAACAUUUUUGUAUGUCUCUGUUUUCAGAGAAGUGCAUUUAUUUUUGUUUUCAGUAUGCUUCUGAAACCUGAUCAGGUCUAAUACAUGGUUUAAAUUUUAAUUUUAAUGUGGUGUAAUGGUUGAAAGGGAGGAGUUUACAGUAAAAUAAAAUGCAACACUUGUUUUCAAAACCGAAAAGUUCUGUUUUAUAUGAAUAUUAAGAUUGCCUUAUUAUAGUUCUUUCUGUAAUUCACAUGUAGCUUAUUUGUUUAUUAUGAUGGUUGUAAUAUAUCAUGUCAUAUCCUGUAAUUUAUUACUAUUCUUUUAUGCAUUGUCUUUUUAUACACAUUAUAUACAUAAUGUCUUUCAUGUAUAUACUUCAUAAGUACCAUUUUAUUUUUAAUCCAACAUGCAGUAUAACAUAUACAAUAAUGCCCUACUCCUGCUUCUUCCCUGUUCCAAGAAGAGGGUGUAUGUUUUUGCUCAUGAUGGUCCAUAUUGUAGUUUGGUAGUUCUGUCUUCAGGUAAUUUGGUUUCCGAUUGAUGACUAGAGGAGGCCUGAGUCUUUGGCGGUUAAACCUCAUAGGAUUAAGCAUUAAUGAGCUGUGCCAUGAGAAAACCAACAUAGUGGCUUUGCAACCAGCAUGGAUCCAGACCAGCCUGCGCAUCCGCGCAGUCUUGUCAAGAUCCAUGCUGUUCGCUUUCAAAGCCUAUUGCAAUUAGAGAAACCGUUAGCGAACAGCAUGGAUCCUGACCAGACUGAUCUGGAUCCAUGCUGGUCGCAAAGCCACUAUGUUGGUUUUCCCAUGGCACGGCUCUUUUGGUUUGAAGAUGACUUCUAUAAUUUUUGAGGUUAAGGUCACUUGCACAAUUUUAGGCUGCUUUUUUUUUUUUGGAUAAAUUUGCACAACAUGUUUUAUUUAAAUGAAGCUCACAUUUACUGUGGUCGGUAAAGCUGCAUGCCUAUAGAUUCAUGUCAGACAGUCAUAAUUCAUAAAAGGUUUUCUAAAGUUAUCUAGAAAGAAUUUUUUUUAAAUGAUCCAAUGUGUUUUAAGAACUUUUUAUCUGUAGUAACACUCUGAGUCAAUAUUUUAAAAAAAGACACAAAACUUAUUGCCACUUUUGUAAAUUGAUUUAUUUUGAUGUACUUUGUAUUAUACACUUGAAAUGUCUUAUUUUAACAAAUAUGAACUAUCAGUUUCAAUACUGAGUAUGAAUUGUUAUCUAGCUGUUUUAACCCUUACCCUGCUAAAUUUCUAUAAUGAACUUGUCCACCUUUCAGUUUGGACAGUACCAUUAACUGUUCAAAGGGUGCUUACCAAAAAGAUACUGACUGAAUGGCGAACAGUGCAGAUCUUGACCAGACUGCAUGGAUGUGCAGGCUUAUCAUGAUCUAGACUGAUUGCAAAGGCAGAAUCAAUUGUGUUCAGCAUGAUAAGGUUUAAAACGUUUUUAAUUUUAAUGUUGUUUAGGUAGCACUUUCUUUUAAUGUAGUUUUUUAAAUUGUUUUUAAAAAACUUUCAUCCGAAAUCCGCCCAAACUUUGUUUAUGUGCAUUGAGAAAAAUUCUUUAUUUGUAUUUGCAAAUUUUUGUUUUCUUUUUUGAACAAAUUCUGCAUAAUAAAGAACUCAGAUUGAAUAUGUAUUAUAAAUGUAUAUGAGCCGUGCCAUGGGAAAACCAACAUAGUGGGUUUGCGACCAGCAUGGAUCCAGACCAGCCUGCACAUCCGCGCAGUCUGGUCAGGAUCCAUGCUGUUCGCUUUCAAAGCCUAUUUCAAUUAGAGAACCUGUUAGCGAACAGCAUGGAUCCUGACCAGACUGCGCAGAUGCACAGGCUGGUCUGGAUCCAUGCUGGUCGCAGACCCACUAUGUUGGUUUUCUCAUGGCGCGGCUCAAUUAUUAUUUACCUCUGUUUUAUGUUGUGAUCUUAUUAACACAAAUUUUCUGCCUGCUGUUAACAUCAUUUCAAAUGCAAUAUUUAUGAACAAAUCCUCAAAAUAUAUUCAAGGUUGUUUUAUUAUAUACUGUCAGAAUAGUGGCAGGCUAGCUUGUAGAUUUGCCUUUCUUCACCUGUCCAUAAUGCAUGCCCCUUAAAUCUUCAGUCAUGGCAGAACUUGUUCAAAACUUAUAACUGGUCACCCAUGAUGUAUGGUGACUGUAAAGAAUGGGGCAUUUGAAAGGGAUUAUAGUUUGUUUGAGUUAUCAUGGUUAUAGCCUUCUGUUAUUCUCAAUCCUGAACAUUUAUUGAGAUCCCAUCUUAUGGGACUCCUGUAUCUAGUGUAUUAUACAAGUACUCAAGAUUCUGGUAUUUAAAUGUGAAGAUCAAUUACUCUUGAUUGAAUAUUUCAAAUAUUAUCUCCCUUUUUUGUGCUAAAUUUUAGUUUUUCUCCUUUCUAGUAUUAUAAUAAUAUUUCAGUUUCUGGCAAUUUACUUUGAAAAAAAAAAAACACCAUAUAUAAUGUGACUAAGAAAUUUGUUUAUUUGUUUAAAAUACCAGAAUCUAAUACUUUGUCUUACUUGAAUUUUAGUGACUUUCAAGAAGGCACACAAAUGUCUCAGUCUUUGCAGAGGAAAGACUAGCAUCAAUUAUGAAUAACAAGAAAAUAUUUAUGUACUUUGGAAUCAUCAAUAUUUAUGUGGGACUAAUUUUCGUGGUUGCCUCAGUCCAUGGAAUUAAAUCUCAACGAAGAAACAAAAUUCCACUCAUUUCAUCUUAAAAACAGUUGAAAUCCAUGAAUUAAAAUCCCCACAAAAUAACUGUUUCUGACAAAACCACGAAAUUUCAUGCCCACGAAAUUAAAUGAUUUUACAGUAUUUCAUUACUUCUAUAUUUUUAAUUUAAAAAAUGUCUGCUGCCAGUUAAAAUAAAAUCAUUAUUAUAAUAGA
Mercenaria mercenaria is the source of this 14787-nucleotide messenger RNA. RefSeq names its product von Willebrand factor A domain-containing protein 5A-like. The coding region runs from base 88 to 2874 and encodes 928 amino acids. The transcript has 19 exons. The record is from RefSeq and is a predicted model, not a curated record. Lineage: Eukaryota; Metazoa; Mollusca; Bivalvia; Venerida; Veneridae.